Pygocentrus nattereri (red-bellied piranha) is the source of this 1111-nucleotide messenger RNA. RefSeq names its product adenosine receptor A1-like. Bases 18 to 1013 code for a protein of 331 amino acids. Gene Ontology annotation, molecular function: G protein-coupled adenosine receptor activity. Gene Ontology annotation, biological process: G protein-coupled adenosine receptor signaling pathway. Lineage: Eukaryota; Metazoa; Chordata; Actinopteri; Characiformes; Serrasalmidae. The transcript is spliced from 2 exons. The record is from RefSeq and is a predicted model, not a curated record. Gene Ontology annotation, cellular component: synapse; membrane; dendrite.
GGUCUCUUUCUCGUCCAAUGGGUAGCAGUGCUGUGUGGGUCUUCUUGGCUCUUGAGAUGAUCAUUGCUGUAGCUUGUUGUCUGGGCAAUGCGCUGGUGAUCUGGGCAGUAUGGACAUGUGGAGCCCUCAGGCAGCCCACCUUCUGCUUCAUUGUGUCCCUCGCUGUGGCUGAUUUCCUUGUGGGAUUGGUGGCCAUCCCCAUAACUGUGUUGGUGGACAUUGGUAUGACCACCUCCUUUUAUGGCUGCCUUUUCAUGUGCUGUGUCAUCAUAAUGCUAGAGGUGGCUUCUGUCGUCUUACUCCUGGCCAUCGCAGUGGACCGUUUUCUGCGUGUGCACAUCCCUCUGACGUAUAAGUCUACAGUUACUCAAAAACGCUCUUGGAUGGUGGUGGCAAUCUGCUGGUUCACUGCUGCACUGUUGAGUUUUAUCCCCAUGUUUGGAUGGCACAAUGAAAACACUUCGAAUGGGACGACACAAGCAAACUCCACCAGUUUUCAAUGCAGUUUCUUCACUGCUAGCAGCCGUUCAUAUGUUGUAAACUUCAUAUUCUUCAGCUUCUUCAUUCCUCUAUUGGCUAUUAUGACAGGCUUGUACUGUUACAUCUUCCUGACCACUAGAAGGCAGUUAAGAGUAAAUAUAGGUGCAGCUACUGAGUCCCACAAGUAUUAUCAAAAAGAACACAGACUGGCUGCUUCACUGGUUCUGGUCUUGGGUCUAUUUGUUGUCUGUUGGCUCCCUAUGUUCCUCAUGCACACUAUAAUAUUAUACGGUCCUAAAAUCGAGGUGUCCUCUCUCUUCAUUUACACAGGCGUUCUCCUGUCUCAUGUUAAUUCAGCAGUUAACCCCAUAGUGUAUGCAUUUAAGAUUCCAAAGUUAAAAAAGGAGUUUAGGAAGCUGUGCAUGAGAGUUUACCAUGACAGAGAACAGCAGCAGAUAGACAGUCCAAAAAACAGCAGGGCAAAAGACAGUAGCACAGAAAGCAGAAGUGCUACCCAGGAGUCAGAGUUGUAAAAAAUCCUGCUGCAAGUGAUGAGAUUCUAGAGAAACUUACUAAGUCAGAAUUGUUCACAGUGGUGAUGACAGAAACCAGAUGCCUGUUUAAUGUCUCU